AAGCUGGAGCGAGGAUAGUUGUGAAACAAGCUAAGUGAUGCAGAAAUAAAACAUCUGAUAUUUCCAUGCGUCGUGCUGUGUGUCGGUGAGAGUGGUUAUCGUCGGAGCAGUUGCUGUAAAUCAGAAAAGAGAUUUAAUCUCAAUAAAAAUAUGAGCUCGGUCAGAGAGGAAGGUAAAGACCGAAUUAUCUUUGUCACCAAAGAGGAUCAUGCGACACCCAGCAGUGCUGAGCUCAUAGAGGAAGAUCCCAACGACCCAUAUGAGGAGCGAGGUCUGAUUCUUCCCAGCGGGGAGAUCAACUGGAACUGUCCCUGCCUGGGUGGGAUGGCCAGUGGUCCCUGUGGGACUGAAUUUAAGGACGCCUUCUCCUGUUUCCACUACAGUAAGGAGGAGGUGAAGGGUUCUGAAUGCCUGGAGCAGUUCAGAGCCAUGCAGGAGUGUAUGCAGCGUUACCCGGAGCUCUACCCUCAAGAAGAUGAUAAGGUGCAACAGGAACAAUCAUCAGACACAGGACAGACCUCACAGGACUCUGGAGCUGCAGAAACAUCAGGUGCAAACUCAACAUCUGCCACCGAGCAGGACUCUGAUACCACACAAUCCAACACAGAGGGCUCCACGGAGAGUUAAUAAAGAGCCUCGGUGGCAACUAGGGCUGGGUAUCGGAACUUGGUACCUUUAAGGUAUCAACUGGAAUAGCCACGUACC
This is a messenger RNA of Plectropomus leopardus (leopard coralgrouper), 705 nucleotides long. RefSeq names its product coiled-coil-helix-coiled-coil-helix domain containing 4b (gene chchd4b). Gene Ontology annotation, biological process: protein import into mitochondrial intermembrane space. NCBI's taxonomy places the organism in Eukaryota, Metazoa, Chordata, Actinopteri, Perciformes, Serranidae. Gene Ontology annotation, cellular component: mitochondrial intermembrane space. Gene Ontology annotation, molecular function: protein-disulfide reductase activity. The record is from RefSeq and is a predicted model, not a curated record.